AUGGCGGUCCUGACCUGGGUAGGGACAACUCCUGUCAACUUAAACUACCUAACGUAUGAUAACGAGGAGGGCCAAUACCUGAGGUCGUUGUAUGAUGAACCGGGAGCGGCCGACCAGGCUUUACGGCGAGGACUGACCCGGACAACGUCGUGUUCGAGGUGGGCGACUGGCGCGCAGGGCUCGGCGCUGGUGCUGGCCGUCGCGCAGGCCUGGCGCACUGCUGUGGUGCUCGUGUCGCCGGAGCUGCAGAAGACGCACUUUAAGUUCAAGGUGGUGGCCAGCGACCUGCUCUUCGGCAACCAGAUCGGCCUCGUGACCACCGUGCAGGGCCGCAACAACGCCCGCCUCAUCUUCGCCGGCUCACUCGACCUCUUCAGCGACAAGUACAUGGACGACAAGCAGUUCGCCAACGCCGAGUUCGCCGACGCCGUGACCAAGUGGGGCUUCCAGGAGAGCGGCGUGCUGCGCAUGACCAACGUCAAGCAUUACCGCGAGGACGGCUCCCAGCCGGCCAAGAUGCUGAGCGACGCCAACCGCGGCGACCAGCCGAUCACGCUGUACCCGGACGCCGAGGUGGCUCGUGACUCGCUCGUGUACCGCGUGAAGGGCAACCUCACGUACUCGCUGGACCUGCACGAGCUCAAGGACGGCAAGUGGGUGCCCUACAAGACGGACGAUGUGCAGCUGGAGUUCGUCAUGCUGGCCCCUCACGCCCCCGACGUGUACGGCAUCUUCCUCUUCCGUGUGAUGUACCGCCGCCUCGGACUGUCGACGAUCUACACGACCACGCAGGUCUCGCUUCGCCCGUUCAAGCACGACGAGUACGAACGCUUCAUCCCGGCUGCGUACCCGUACUACGCCUCGGCUCUCCAUGUAGGCUUAUACUUGCACACCCUUACGCCAGUUGCUGCUUGA
Molecule: messenger RNA, 915 nt
Organism: Phytophthora sojae
Lineage: Eukaryota; Oomycota; Peronosporomycetes; Peronosporales; Peronosporaceae
Exons: 5
Coding region: 1-915 (304 amino acids)
Cellular component (GO): oligosaccharyltransferase complex; endoplasmic reticulum membrane
Source: RefSeq, a predicted model, not a curated record